Arctia plantaginis is the source of this 552-nucleotide messenger RNA. Lineage: Eukaryota; Metazoa; Arthropoda; Insecta; Lepidoptera; Erebidae. The record is from the annotation of a GenBank genome assembly.
AUGGGUAUCGACAUCAACCAUAAACACGACAGGAAAGUUAGGCGUACUGAAGUGAAGUCUCAGGAUGUGUACCUGAGAUUGUUAGUUAAAUUGUACAGGUACUUGGCCAGGCGUACAAAUGCCAAGUUCAACCAGAUUAUCCUACGCAGGCUAUUCAUGAGCCGCAUUAACAGGCCACCACUAUCCCUGUCACGCUUGGCCCGGCACAUGAAGAAACCUACACGCGAGGGUAUGAUCGCCGUUGUUGUCGGCUCCAUUACAAACGACGUGAGGCUCUACACAGUACCCAAGAUGACAGUUGCUGCUCUCCACGUCACUGAGAAGGCCCGUGCUCGUAUCUUGGCUGCUGGAGGUGAGAUCUUAACAUUUGACCAACUGGCUCUGCGCGCCCCCACCGGCGCUAAGACUGUGCUCCUGCAAGGUCAGCGCAACGCUCGUGAAGCAGUGCGUCACUUCGGCCCGGCUCCUGGAGCUCCUCGUUCACACACGAAGCCUUAUGUCAGGUCCAAGGGACACGAACGUGCGCGACCGAGCCGUCGCUCAAACGUGUAA